Messenger RNA from Peromyscus californicus insignis, 8077 nucleotides. RefSeq names its product RP2 activator of ARL3 GTPase (gene Rp2). The coding region runs from base 172 to 1224 and encodes 350 amino acids. Gene Ontology annotation, cellular component: cilium; periciliary membrane compartment. The transcript has 5 exons. Gene Ontology annotation, biological process: post-Golgi vesicle-mediated transport. NCBI's taxonomy places the organism in Eukaryota, Metazoa, Chordata, Mammalia, Rodentia, Cricetidae. Gene Ontology annotation, molecular function: GTPase activator activity. The record is from RefSeq and is a predicted model, not a curated record.
AAAAGGAGAAGGGUGUUGGGCCUGGCGGGAGUGCUGAGGGUUGUGGGCGGCUGGACUGCUCUCCUGGGCGGUGUCCGGGGAGCUGCUGGCCGAGUCUCCCUGGGUUUGCGCCACCCUCUGGGAGGUGUCCGAGUGCGUGGGGUUCACUAGCGAGACCCUUUGGCCGACGCCAUGGGCUGCUGCUUCUCUAAGAGACGGAAGAGUGAGAAGGAGUCGAGGGCUGAGGGAGAGGAGGAGCAGCCCAAGCUGUACAGCUGGGACCAGCGGGAGAAGGUUGAUCCGAAAGAUUACAUGUUCAGUGGACUGAAGGAUGAAACAGUAGGUCGAUUACCUGGAAAAGUGGCAGGACAACAAUUUGUCAUUCAAGACUGUGAGAACUGUAACAUCUAUAUUUUUGAUCACUCAGCUACCAUUACCAUUGAUGACUGCACCAACUGCAUACUUUUUUUGGGACCAGUGAAAGGCAGCGUGUUUUUCCGAAAUUGUAGGGAUUGCAAGUGUACAUUAGCUUGCCAACAAUUUCGUGUGAGGGACUGUAGAAAGUUGGAAGUCUUUCUGUGCUGUGCCACUCAACCUAUUAUUGAAUCUUCCACAAAUAUCAAGUUUGGCUGUUUUCAGUGGUACUACCCUGAAUUAGCAGCCCAAUUCAAAGAUGCAGGGCUCAGUAUCUUCAAUAACAUAUGGAGUCACGUUCAUGAUUUUACACCUGUAUCAGGAGAGCUCAACUGGAGCCUUCUUCCAGAAAAUGCUGUGAUUCAGGACUAUGUUCCUAUUCCAGCUACUGAAGAAUUCAAAGCUGUACGAAUUUCCACAGAAGCCAAUAGAAGCAUUGUUCCCAUAUCCAAGGGUCAGAGACAGAAGAGCAGUGAUGAGUCAUGCCUAGUGGUAUUAUUUGCUGAUGAUUAUACAACUGCAAAUGCCAGGAAACUAAUUGAUGAGAUGGUUGGGAAAGGGUUUUGCCUGGUGCAGACAAAGGAAGUGUCAAUGAAAGCCGAAGAUGCCCAAAGGGUUUUCCGAGAAAAGGCAUCUGACUUUUUUCUUCUUCUGAACAAAGGUCCAGUGAUUGCCUUGGAAUUUAAUGGAGAUGGUGCUGUAGAAGGAUGUCACCUUAUUGUAAAUGAGAUAUUCAAUGGGACAAAGAUGUUUGUAUCAGAAAAGAAGGAGACAGCAUCUGGAGAUGUUGACAGCUUCUAUAACUUUGCUGAGAUACAGAUGGGGAUUUGAAGCGGAUUGUGGUAUUAAGUCCUUUCCAACCUUUAUAUAUAGAGUUUGAUAAUAUACUUAUGUAUAUUACUCUAAAGCCAUUAGUAAUUUUUACUAAUGCUAAAAUUGUUAAAGGCUUUUUUUAAGUAACUCUUUGAAUACCAUAUCAUUUACUUGAGCAUCUAAAAUAGUUCAUUAAAUUAAGUAGUUUUAAUCAUCUUAUAAAUUAUUUAACCUCCUUCAAUAAGUUUUCAGUUUUAUUUCUUUUCAUAUAAAAGAAAACAGAAGUAGCCGGGUGGUGGUGGCACACGCUUUAAACCCCAGCACUCGGGAGGCAGAGGCAGGCGGAUCUUUGUGAGUUCAAGGCCAGCCUGGUCUAUAGAGCUAGUUCCAGAACAGUCAGUGCUAUACAGAGAAACCUUGUCUCAAAAAAUUUAAAAAAAGAAAGAAAACAAGUGGUUAUCAGUUCACAAUUUUAAUAUUAAUUAAAAUGUUUCAAAUCUCUGAUAAUUUAAACUUUCCAACUUUCCUUAGUGCUGCUCUAUGGUAUUCAUUUGAUUGUGUAUUUUGUUACUUAUUUUCUCUUUUAAUUUAGAGGAAUUUGUUAUUAGGUGAUAAAUAAACCUAUGCACUUUUUUCAAAAAUGCAUAUCCAGUUAAAUAAUCAUUUCCUUCUUGCAUUAUAUGACUAAUGAGAUUUUGUACAUGAAGUUGACAUACUAUUUUGUAAAUUGAAAAUUUUUAAAGAAAUGGGAAUUUGAAAGCUGAGUGUGGUAGUGUCAUCUGUAGUCCCAGGCUACUUGAGUUGUGAAAGUAGAAGAAUCUCUUGAAUUCAGGAGUUCAAGACUAGCCUUGACAACAUAGUGAGACCCUAUUUCAAAAGAAAGAAAAAACUAAGAUACUCAAUAAUCAGCAUUGCAAAUACUUCUGACUGAUGCUGGCAUUGCUGUUUUAAGAACUAACUACUUCAUAAAUAGUAUGGCUGUUUUUUUUAAAUACAAUUGCUAGAUGAUUCUUCUGUUUCCUAGUAAGAAAAAGUAUACGCAACAUAAAACUAUAGAACACCAAUCACUAGCAAAUUUGACAGAGGUGAUUACUGUCUGAUAGCUCUUGUGACUGUUAAGAGACCUAGAGCAAAACCUGUGACUUUUAGGUAAGGAAUACUUUUGGGUAAGGUCUGAUAAUAAGCUAGGCAGGUUAUUCAAAAUCUCCACCUUUUUUUUACUUGUGUAAUGUUCAAGUAUGAUAAAAGUUUUGGUUACCUGAAAUCAUUAUUUCUCAAAUCUAUCUGUUCAUAGUAAUUGUCCAGGAGGUAUGAGAAUUGUUCAGAAAUACACAUUGGUGGAUCCAGUCUUCAGAUGCACAGAUUCAGUUCUCAAGGGAAACUGCUUUAGGGUGUGUUGUCAUCUAAACUAAUCACUUCUGAAGGUGUUGAUAGGUUGGUCUUAUCACAUUUAGCAGCAAAUAGAAACAGCUUUCUUAGGCCCAUUUAAAGGAAUCUGAAACUAUUUUUAUAAAACUGAGACUGAAAAUGACCACUUGUAAAAAAUUCCUUUUAUGGUUGUUACUAAAAGUGUAUUUUCAUGUUUAAAAUGCUUUAAGUCAACUUAUAACUACCGUGUUGAAUUGUUAAUAUGUAGAAAUAAUACUUUGUUAUUUUAAAUGAAUAAUAUCAAGCACCUACACUGUGCCUAGCUUUGUGCUGACUGUCUUCAUUUGAACAUUUCUUUUAUAAAAGCAACAUCUACAAAGUUAAUGUGAUCUCAUAAGGUGCAAAUAAAACUGCUGGAAAGUAUAAUAGAAUUUCUAUCAUAUUUUACAAAUAAUCUUUGCAAAUUGUGGUCAGAGGCAUUAAUGUUUCCCUGAGCUAAGCUAAAUUAAAUACAUUUGUUUCUGUCUUGAUUAUUAAAUGUCAUGAUUCACAUUUAAAAUAAUCUCAAUACUUGUUUUUUAGAACUAAAAUGCAAUGUUAUACAAAGCUAUACAUUGAGUUUUUUAUCUUAUCUGUAGCAUUGUUCAAAAACUCAGGAAUAAAUGUAAAUGAGACAUUAAUUUAAGAUUUUUCCCACCAAAUUUAGCCUGUUAACCAAAGCCUAAUAUUGUCUACGCAGUUAGAUAAGAACUUUUACUGAUGUUGGAUAUUUAUUGACAUUAAUAAUUGUCAGUUGGCUAUUGAAUAUUUGAAAGAUUUUUAAAAUAAUUAGUUCUAUGUUAGUUGUUUCUGCAAUUCUAAACUUUGGUAGUAAUCAUGAUAUACUAACUACAUUUCAUUUCUGAGUAGUUUUUAAUUCAUGAAAAAUAAAUAGCAAUGAAAAUGAUUUUUAUUGUCAUAUUUGUUUAAAUAUCUUAGUUUAUUUCUCAUGCAUUAAUAGUACUGCUAUUUUUCUUUUGGAUCUGUAUAUUUAUGUGUAGCUUUUAUAUGUAAAUUUAUCUAGUGUUUAUAAAAUGUGCUUUGCAAUAAAUGUUAAAAAUUUAAAAUGGGUUAACACUUUUUGAUGAGUACUUCUAUAUUUAUUCAUACAUGUACCAAGAUUUGAUACAAUUUUUAUUUUGCUUUUGGGUGUUUCAUUAUACAAUUUUUAAUUUUAAAAACAAAAUAAAGUGGUCUAAUCUAUGUCUCCUACUAAUGAGAAAUGAACUAUAUGCUGAGUGAGUGUAUAUGUGUUUGAUGUAUAUAUGUGCAUGUGUAUAUACACAAGGUACUCUGAAGAAGUGAAAAGAAACAUUUUAAUAUAAGGAAUUUCUAGCAUAAUGUUUUCUCUGCUAAAAUAAGUCACAUUUUAUUAUGACUGAAUAUUUGCUAAGAUUAGGCAUCUUUCUCUUCCAUAUUUUUAAAAAAAGCUGGGUGUAGCAUAUACAGUUGUAAUCCCAGCAUUUGGGAAUUCAAGGCUAGUGUAGGUUAUGCAUUGAGUACCAGGCCAGCCUGGGCUAUAUACAUAGUGAGCGCCUGUCUCAAAAAAUAAAGAAUUGUGAUAAACUUUCUUUCAGGUUUAUAAAAGUAGAUGGUAUUUUUAUUGUCAAGUCUAUCAACCUUUGUACUCCUUUCCUAGCUCAUUAAACAAAUACUGAAAGUGCAAAUUAGUUUUAAAAAAUAUAAUAUUAUGUUUAUUUCUACUUAUAAAGGUUCUACAAGCACAAUAAGAACAUUCGGAGCAUUGGGAACAAGCAGAAAUGACAACACAAUAAUAAAAUUACUUCCUGUUGAAUACUUCUUGAUGUCUAAACAUUGUUUUUCUCAUAAAAGUUAUAUUUAAGUUUUCUAUAUAAAAAGGGAAAGUGAUUUUAAUGCAUAUGAAAAUUUAAGAUGCUCAUUCUAUACUGUUAGUUCUCCAAGCUCUAGAAUCAAGAUGCCUUCAAAACCCAUUGAAGGGCUGGAGAGAUGGCUCAGAGAUUAAGAGCAUUGACUGCUUUUGCAGAGGUCCUGAGUUCAGUUCCCAGCAACCAUAUGGUAACCCACAACCAUUUAUAAUGAGAUCUGAUUUCCUGUCCUUGACAUACAGGCAUAUAUGCAGACAGAGCACUAUAUACAUAAGUGAAUAAAUCUUUUUUUAAAAAAAUUCUAGAAAACAUUUUAUCUUUUAAAAAGCAUCUCCUUUGCAGUAGAUGGCAGUUAACACAGAGACCCUCAACUAGUUAACAUGCAGAAUAACAGACUGUGGAGUGCUCAGUCCUUAAUGGGACAUUUGCAUCACAGCCCUCCCUCCAAAGCUCGGGGAUCUUCUUGGAAGAGGAGUUGGAAAGAUCCAGAGGUGGUGGAUAACAUCAAGGAAACUAUUUUCUGGAUACAAACAGGCAGGCAAUUGCACACAUGAACUUAUAGUGAUGUGACACCAUGCACAAGUCUUGUGCAACCUCCAGCCAGACAAAAGAUCACAGCACAGAGGGGGGGGGGAGGUGGACACAAAAAUCCCACCACUAGCUAAGAAGCUAUUGGCAUUUGAUAGCUGCUAAGAGAGAGAAUCAGGUUUCUUUAAUGAUGUGACCUCUGGUAGGUUGACCAUAGGCUGUGACAAGCCACACUCCCAAAACCAUCUUGCAACACAAACUGGACUUGAUGGGAGAAAAAAAAUCUCAAAAUUGCAUGAGUAGGAAUUGGAGGAUAGGGAGGGCAGUUAUGGAAGGAGUUGGGCAAAAAGGGUAAACAUGUUCAAAAUGUAUCACAUGAAAUUCCCAAAGAAUGAAUGUUUGAAAAAUAGAUGCAGGAGGUGUGAUGUAGAUGUAUCAAUUGGGAUUGGGUUCCCUGCAAUCUUUUGAUUUCUGUGUUGUGUCCAUAAAUACUGUCCAUAAAUACUACUUCAAAAACAGCACAGGAUCCUUAAAACAGUGUUUUUUAAAGUAUAACACUGAAAAAGCCAGCCUUUGUGUGAAUGAUAGUCAUGUAUAAUAGCUUCAAUCUGAAGUAUCUCUCAAAGGUCCAUGUGUUAGGCUCAGUAGAUAAAGGGGCUUGCUGUACAAGACUAGCAACCUGUGUUUAAACCCACAUAAAGGUAGAAGAAGUAAAGAAUCAAUUACACAUAGUUGUCCUCUAACCUCCACACAUGUGCCAUGACAUGUAUGCCCUCUGACAAUAAUAAAAAUUUUAGAAGGUCCAUGUUUGGGACAUCUGUAUUAUAUUUCCCCUCCAAGGCUUAGGGAACAUUGAGGAAGAGGGGCAGGGAGGACUACUAUGAAGUAGUGUCUUCGGAACAUAACAGAGCCCUUACACUCCUAAACUCAGCAACUGUAGUUGCCUGCCCAGCAUUUGCAACGCUGUGAUUGCCUGCCUGAUACUUGCACAAGAUCAAGCCAGUCAACACUCCAACAUGGAUAAAGGUAGGGCUUAUGAGACUCUGCCCCUAACUGUUGAAAGGGGAAUGUGGUGGGGGACCUGGGAAGAAUUGGGGGUGGUGGAUAUGAUCUAAAUACAUUGUACUAAUAUAUGAAAUUACAAAGAAUAUACUUGUUUUUGGUUUUUUGACACAGGGUUUCUCUGUGUAACAGCCUGGCUGUCCUGGAGCUUGCUUUAUAGACCAGUCUGGCCUUGAACUCACAGAGAUCCACCUGCCUCUGCCUGCCAAGUGCUGGAAUUAAAGGCGUGCACCACCACUGCCCAGCUAUACACAAUUUUUAAAAGUCCAUGUGUUUGGUCACCAGCCUGUCUGUGGUGCUGCCAGGAGGUGAUGGAACUUUUAGGAAAUAGGGUCUAGUGAAGGUCAUUGCUGAUAUGCCCUUCAAAGGGAUAUUUGGACUACCACCCCUUCCCCUUCUCUUUACGCUUCCCAGGCACCAUUAGGUAAACAGCUUUACUGUAUUUCCAAUUCCAUGCCAUGAUGCCUUGCAACAGACCUGAAAACAGUUGAUCAUUUGGCCAUGGACUGAAACCUUUGAAAACAUGGACUGAAAUAAAGUUUCCUCCUUAAAAGUUGGUUUUCCUCAGGUAUUUGGAACAUCAGCAUAAAUCUUAAUAGUUGAAAACCUUUUUGAUAAGUGAAGUAUUUCCUUCGCUGCUGACUUGUUUUUCUUUCUUGGUAUAUACAGAAUGUAGGGGAGGAACAGAGAUAAGCCAUUUAUAGGUCAUCCCUUUGCUUAUGACACUGUGGCCCUUAGUGGUAAGAUGUUCAGAAACUGAUUUUUUUUCCUUUUUGGUUUUUUUAGUGAUUUCUCACUUUCUUGGUGGUGGUUCAUUUUCACCUAUAAAUAGCGAACAUAAUUGGUAGAGCCUUCAGCAUUCUCAUCCUGACUCUGAUCCUCCUGUCACCUGCCUUCACUGCUCCAGUUUAAUCUGGUCCACUUGUAAUUAGACUAAUGAAAAAUAACUUCAAUUGUGGGACAACUAAUUAACUGAUGUUUGUUUUGUCCAUUGAAAGUGAAAGGUAACUUAUAAAUGUUAAGUAUCAUUGUGAUGAACAAAGUGGAUAUGAUGCUUUUUAAAACAGUUUAGUGGUAUGGGCCGUGUACCUCACCACAACUAGGCAGUUGAGUAGGGAAUAAAAAGUAUAAGUGGCAGUUAGGGCUUAAGUGCUGUUCUCUUACAGCAUGUUUCACUUUCAAUUGUAAAAUGUAGUUUGCUUUGUUAGGCUCAUUAAUGAAAUAUUUUAUACUAUUCUUCUUUAACUUAUUAACAGAUAGUAAAUGAUUUACAACUAGUUUUAAGUUUGGGGAUGGAGCCCAGGACUUUGCAUUUGCUAGGCAAGUACUUUGCCACUGAGAUACAUGCCAUCCUUAUUUCUCAUUAGUAUUAGUUCUUAGGGUUGUGAAGAGUCUAAUGUUCUCAAUUUUUUUAUUUUACAGAUGAGAAAGAAAACUGAAGGUCAGAAAGUUUGGAUGGCCUAUCCAGCUCAUACCAUAGUCACUGAACUGCAGUGUAGGCCUCCUUGCUGUCCCCUUGUGGUUACUAGGGGAACAACACUUCAACCUCCCAUAUGAAGCCCUUUCCAACAAUCACAGACAGAAAGACCUGGUCCCUGCUUGAUGCUCACAUGAUGCUCCAUAGAGAUUUCCAAGGACCCGUUUCUAUGCCUGUCUGGCUACUCGUAUUUCUAGUCUAGCAUCUGCAUCACCUAGGAACUGGAUAGAAUAAGCCCCACUCUAGACCUGUUGACUAAACAACUAUGAAUAUAUUAUUCAGGUAAUUCAGGUGUUUAUGUGCAUUUAUACUAAUGUAUGAAAAGCCCAUUCUGUAUUAUUUGACCCCAAACUCUAGAAUCAAAGCUCAGACGUCAUUAUGUACAUAGGGAGUAGAUUAGUGUCCAAUAAUGUGAUCUGUGUUUAAUAAAUGUUUUUGAUUAGAUUAUCCACCAUCUAUUAUACAAUUUUAGCUUCUUGUGUAAUUAAUUCCUCUCUUCAUGCACGUUCCUUGGUUUGGGAAUUAAAAACAAACACUUUUCAACAUUAAA